Messenger RNA from Conger conger (European conger), 732 nucleotides. Its product is annotated as transmembrane emp24 domain-containing protein 6-like. The record is from RefSeq and is a predicted model, not a curated record. Gene Ontology annotation, cellular component: endoplasmic reticulum-Golgi intermediate compartment; endoplasmic reticulum; Golgi apparatus. The coding region runs from base 1 to 732 and encodes 243 amino acids. NCBI's taxonomy places the organism in Eukaryota, Metazoa, Chordata, Actinopteri, Anguilliformes, Congridae. The transcript has 4 exons. Gene Ontology annotation, biological process: intracellular protein transport; endoplasmic reticulum to Golgi vesicle-mediated transport; Golgi organization.
AUGCUCUCCUGUACUGCUUUCCUGCUGCUGAUGGUAAUGGGCGGUUUGGGACAGACCACUGGGGUCCAGGCCGAACCCGGAGAUCAGGAGCUGCUCUGGGGUUCAGACCAGUAUGACUUCGCCAUUGUGCUGCCAGCAUCUGGAAUGGAGUGCUUCUGGCACUUUGCACACCACGGAGAGCAUUUCUACCUCACGUUUAUGGUUCAGUGGGUAACAGGUGUGGCUAAUGCCAGGCACCUUUCCGUCACUGUCAACUCUCCAGCUGGAUACCUAGUGACGACAGUAGAUGAUGCUACUGGCCAAAUCAACUUCCAAACUGAGGAGACAGGUUAUUACCAGAUGUGCCUGAACAAUUUCCACAACCGUUUUGGGAGCAUGCAGGUGUUCCUGAACUUUGGUGUGUACUACAGUGAUGCAGAUGAGGCUCAGAAACAAAAGCAGAAGAAGAAAAAGGAAGAGGCCAGUAAACAUCUGAAUGACACAUUAUCCACCAUUGAGGACAGUGCCAUCAAGCUGCAGGGCUAUGCAUUCCAUAUGUGGAGACAUUACAACUUUGCACGCAUGAGAAAAGGUGCAGACUAUUAUCUGCUUCUCUCCAACUCCAGCUAUGUUACCUACUGGUCUGCUGUUCAAAGCAUAGUUAUCAUUGCAGCAGGAUACCUUCAGCUGUUCUUCCUCAAGAGGCUAUUCAAUGCUAAAACAAACACAGAGACCAACAAGCCUCGCUGUUGA